Podarcis raffonei (Aeolian wall lizard) is the source of this 2667-nucleotide messenger RNA. It is a transcript of the gene VGF, whose product is annotated as VGF nerve growth factor inducible. Lineage: Eukaryota; Metazoa; Chordata; Lepidosauria; Squamata; Lacertidae. Gene Ontology annotation, molecular function: neuropeptide hormone activity. The coding region runs from base 335 to 2071 and encodes 578 amino acids. The transcript is spliced from 2 exons. The record is from RefSeq and is a predicted model, not a curated record.
GGCAGGUGUUCUUCAGGUAGGGCUGGGGCGAGGCAGCCCCCACUUCAUGUCAUGCCUGCUGGAGGACUGAUCCGCUAGCGAGUCAAUGUAUGAUGUCAUAUCCUCUAAACUUUUGUGGCAGGAAGGGGAAUGAUAGAAAAUGUCUUCUUCCUCUCACACUCUUCUCCUUACCUGUGAUGGGGCAAAAGAUGCCUGUGAGCUCUCCUCAAGAGAAGGCACACCAUUUUUGGACUAUGCGCUUUUGUAAUUGUUCAAGAUUACUGCCUGUCUGAUUUUCAUCACUGGAGCUGUUGAAUCCUGGCAAGACUUAUAGCACCUCUCUCCGCGUGGCAGGAUGCCGUGCCUUCACCACCUUCGCAGAGCUGCCUGGCUCCUCUCUCUCUGCCUCCUCCUGGCGCAGUCCCACCUUCGCGCUGCUGCGCUCCCCACUGGAAGGGGGCAGGAGGAGGAGGCCCGCCCAGGCGGCGACAACGACCGCGAGUCCCCCCAGCCUGAAAACUCUCCAGCCGGCCGGGGGAUCCUGCCGGGACCCCUCGGCGCCGAAGACCAGAAGCGGGGCGGCUCCGACGAAGGCGACCUCUUUCAAGACGUGGACCCCAAGGCCUUGGCCGCGGUCCUCCUGCAAGCGCUCCAGGCCGAGGCCGACAAGCCCAGCAGCGGCCAGAGCCUGAACCCGGAGCCCAGCGCCAACGAGGAGCGGGUGCGCAGCGAGACCAAGAGCUCCGACGCGCAGGAGCAGCCGGAAAAGAAGGCGCAGGGGCCGCGCUGGGAGGCGGGCGAAGACGGAGGCCGAAAGCAAGACGGGCUGGAGGAAGAGGGCGAGGCUGGCGAGAGAAGCUUCGGGCAGCAGGAGCUGGACGCCCUCAAGUCCAUGUUGGAGGAGCUGCAGCGCUACAGCUCGGCCGCCAAGAGGGCGGAGCCCCCCCAGGGCCCGCCGGCCCCCCAGGAGCGGGACGACGUCCUGAAGGAGCUGGAGGAGUACGAGCGGCUGAGGGCGCACGCCAAGCGCAGCCCGGCGGCCCCGGGAGCAGAGCCCUGGGACGGGGCGCGCAAGCUGCGCCAGCAGCAGCACCUGGAGCACCAGCUCCUGCAGAGGCGCUACGAGGAGCUGGCCGAGAGCCGGCGCCAGGCGGAGGAGGCGCGGAGGGCGGCGGCCGAGGAGGAGCGCCUGGCGGACAUGGCCUCCGACCUGCUGCUCCAGUACCUGCUGAAGGACGGCGAGGAGGAGGAGGAGGAGGACGGGCGCCAGGGGGCCAACGCGCAGGAGGAAGACGAGGACGACGAGGAGGAGGAGCAGCCGCAGCGGAGCGGCAUCCGCCGCAAGGGCAGCGGGCUCCUCUUCGAGGACGAGGAGGGCAACGUGGCCGAGGACAAGCGCUCCAACGAGGCGCCCGUCGAGGAGGAGGACGACGACGAGGAUGACAUCGACCCCAACACCAUCGACCGCCUGAUCGAGCUGUCCAGCAAACUGCACCUGCCCGCCGACGACGUCAUCGACAUCAUCAACAACGUGGAGAAGAAGAAGAAGGAGGUCCCCGAAGUGGCCCCCGCGGGAAGCAAGGCCAAAGGGCCCGGGGCCCCUCCGCUGCCGCCGCCGCCGGCGCGCAACAAGCCCAAGAAGGCGCCCGCCUACGCCGUCUACCGCCCGGAGCCGCGGCCUCCGCAGAAGCCCUACUACCCUCCGGCGGACUACAAGUCCUACCACCACCGCCGCCUCCCCAAGCAGAACGAGGCGGCCUGGAACGAGGUGCUGAAAGGGGACGAGUAUCCGGCACCCAAGUGGUACCCGGCCCGGCCCAGCGGAGGCAGCAGCAGCGGCGGCCACAGAGGAGGAGGCGGCGGCGUCAGCAACUACGCGGGCAGCAACAAGAUCUCCAACUACAUCAACCCGCGGACUUUCCAGCCUCCGCCCUACGCGCGCUUCCGCGGCCCGCUCCCCGGCCCCGUGGUGCCCCGGGAGGAGUUCUACGACGACGGCCCGGCUCGCGAGGAGGACGACGGCGGCGAGGACGAGGAGCUGCAGAACUACAUCGAGACGAUGCUGAUGAAGCGCCCCAAGGCUUUCCAGUGAGAGCCGCCGGGGGUCCCCUCCGCCCCUCUCCUCGCCCCCCGCCCAAAGAAACUUUGCCAUCCGCCGUGUUUCCGACAUGAAAUUCAGGUUCUUGCAUGAGUCAGGAGAACAGAGUCUCCCCCACCGAGCGAAAGGGCCACGCGGAGGACGCCCGGUUGCGACCCCACCCUCCUCCUCCUCUCAGCCAGCUGCCUGGUUGCCUCCUCACCCCCCCCCGGACACCAAGCCGCCGCCCCCCUGCCCACACGCUCAUCAGGUGCGCAUCUCACAUACCUGGCCUCCAGAGGGGAAUGAAAGCUGCCGCGGAGCGUUCAGACAGAGGGACAACUCUUUUUCCGCUGCAGUGAGUCAAGUCGGAGCUCCCCAUGCAGCCAUGGGGCAGGACCCGCCCCCCGCCUGUCCCAGCUGUACAAAACAGCAGGCAGCAACCCUGUCAAUGCAAAAUUGUCAAGGACCCCCCCCCUUCCUGGCCUCUCCUUCCUCGGGGGCAGCCUCAAAGCAAGCAGUCCAGGUGUAACGCUGAAAAUCCUAAGGGGUUUUCAGUUGAAACCGCCCCCUCUGUCUGGAUCUCCCUCCUGCCCCCUUUGGAAAUAGCC